Molecule: messenger RNA, 3421 nt
Organism: Humulus lupulus (European hop)
Lineage: Eukaryota; Viridiplantae; Streptophyta; Magnoliopsida; Rosales; Cannabaceae
Product: probable LRR receptor-like serine/threonine-protein kinase At1g56140
Exons: 24
Coding region: 127-3153 (1008 amino acids)
Biological process (GO): protein phosphorylation
Molecular function (GO): protein binding; protein kinase activity; ATP binding
Source: RefSeq, a predicted model, not a curated record
UGGGGCAAGGGGAUAUAAAAAUCUCUUGUCAAUCUCAAAUUUGUAUGGUAUACAUAUGCUAUUAGAUCUACUGUGGAUAUAUAUCCUCUAGUUUUCAUCGGAAAAAAAAAAAGAAAUAGUUAGAAGAUGGGGUUGAAUAUUUGGAUGUACUCCUUCACUAUCCUCUUCAGCAUAUCUGUAUCAACUCAACACUCCAUGGCUCAAAGCACCAUUACAGACCCUUCUGAAGUGGAAGCACUUAUUGCUAUAUCGAGAAAAUGGGGCAAAGAAGUUACAAAGUUAUACGAGUGGAACAUAACAAAAGGAAGGGAUGCUUGCUCUGGAAAUGUUAUGGAUGACACAGUUCGCCUCGAACACUUGGAGAGCCCAGCGAUCAAAUGCAAAUGUACCUAUGACAACAACAAUACUUGCCAUAUCACUCACUUGAUAAUGAACAAUUUAACGCUGAGAGGGAUGAUUCCGGAAGAAAUUGUAACAUUUAGAUAUUUGACUUAUCUGAAAAUCAAGUACAAUCACUUUAAUGGAACUUUACCAGCAUUCCUCGGAAACUUAUUUGCACUUGAACAAUUGGAUGUUGGCCACAAUACAUUUAGUGGGACCAUACCAAAGGAGCUUGGAAAGUUAAAAAAUCUAAAUAUGCUUGCUUUGGGAACAAACAAUUUUUCUGGACCGCUUCCCUCAGAAAUUGGCAAUUUGCACAAACUUGAGCAGCUUUACAUUGACAGCUCUGGAAUUAGUGGUGAACUUCCAGAUACUUUUGCCAAGCUUACAAAUAUGAAAAUUAUGAAUGCACUAGACACUCCUCUCUCAGGAAAGAUACCAGAAUUCAUAGGAAACUGGAGAAACAUGACAAGUUUGACAUUUCAAGGGAACUCUCUUGAAGGGCCCAUACCGUCUAGUUUUUCUCAACUGAUCUCAUUGACAAUUCUGAAAAUUGGUGAUCUAUACAAUGGGAAUCCUUCCCUUCUUGAUCAUUUUAUCAAUAAAGAUAUGGAGAACUUGACUGAGUUAAUUUUAAGGGAUGCGUUGAUUUCUGGUCCAAUUCCACCUCAUAUUGGAGAUUUGCAAAAGUUGAAAACUCUUGAUUUGAGUUUCAACCAGUUAACAGGAAAGAUCCCUACUUCAUUGUUCGACAUGAAAGUUCUCGAAAAUUUAUUUCUUGGAAGCAAUAGACUAUCAGGCAAGAUUCCUCAGGAAAAGAGUAGUGUUAGUCUUUUGAGAAUAGACUUGUCUUACAAUAACCUAUCAGGAAAUUUACCGCGUUGGUCAGGCCUCCAGUUAGAAUUGAACUUUGCAGCCAACAACUUAACAGUCAGCGACUCAGGCAUAAAUCGUGAUGCACGUACAUGGUUUUGUCUCCAAAAGAACUUCCCCUGCAUUAAUCCACCUCACGGUAAUACGGAAUUCGCAAUCAAGUGUGGAGGACACCAACUGACAGCAUCAAACGGGAUUGUGUAUGACGAUGAAGCUACAAAUAUUGCCUCAUCAACAUGUGCUUUAACCAGUUCAGAGAAGUGGGCAGUAUGCAAGGUGGGUUUGGAUAAUGCAGAUAGUAUACUAGAUCUUCAAGACACCGCGGAACAAGUCACACAGACCAAUAAUGAGAAACCAGAGUUCUUUCAGACUGCAAGAAUGUCCCAAGGAUCACUAAGAUACUAUGGUCUUGGUCUUGUCAAUGGAUAUUAUAAUGUGACCUUGCAUUUUGCAGAAAUUGGUUUUCCUGGUCGAAACUCAAAUGAGUGGGCUAGUCUAGCAAGGCGUGUGUUCAAUAUUUACAUUCAGGGAGUUCUCGUAAAAAGGGACUUUGACAUAUCUAAGGAGGCGGGUGGAGUUUUGAAAGCAAUCUCAAGGCCUUUCAGAGCCAAUGUGACAGAGAACUAUCUUGAAAUUCACUUAUUCUGGGCUGGUAAAGGGACAUGUUGCAUACCUAAACGUGGUUACUACGGUCCAUUGAUAACGGCUGUCCAUGCCACUGCUGAUUUCAAAGUACCACAAAAAGGAGACAAUAAGACAGGGCUGGUUCUUGGUAUUGUAAUCCCUACUGUGGUUGUGGGUCUUGCAUGGCUGCUAAUUGAAUUUUACAUGAGGAGAAAACCAAAUGAUAGGGAUGAAGAAUUACUUGGAAUAGGCCCCAAACCAGAUACUUUUACCUAUGCUGAACUAAGAGCUGCCACAGGGGACUUUAGUGCUUCAAACAAGCUUGGAGAAGGAGGAUUUGGCAACGUUUAUAAGGGUACGCUUUUGGAUGGAAGGGAAGUAGCUGUUAAGCAACUUUCAGUAAAUUCUAACCAUGGAAAGACUCAAUUUAUAGCUGAGAUUGCCACAAUAUCAGUUGUACAACAUCGCAAUCUAGUGAAAUUGUAUGGAUGUUGCAUUCAAGGAAAUAGGCACAUCCUGGUUUAUGAGUUUCUUCCAAACAGGAGUCUUGAUCAAGCACUAUUUGGGAAGAAUAAUUUGCGCCUAGACUGGCCUACCCGAUUCAAUAUAUGCUUAGGUACGGCAAGAGGGCUUGCUUAUCUUCACGAAGAAUCCAGGCCAAGGAUUAUACAUCGAGAUGUCAAAGCUAGUAAUAUUCUACUUGACGAAGAACUUUGUCCGAAAAUAUCAGAUUUUGGAUUGGCAAAGCUUUAUGAUGACAAAAAAACACACAUGAGCACAAGAGUUGCAGGGACAAUAGGAUACUUGGCUCCGGAAUAUGCAAUGUGGGGCCACCUGACAGAAAAGGCUGAUAUUUUUGGAUUUGGUGUUGUUGCUUUGGAGAUUUUAAGCGGGAAACCCAACUUUUAUAGCCAUGGCAAGGACAAUGUUCAUCUUCUUGAACGGGCCUGGACAUUAGAUGAAAGCAACAAAAGUUUGGAGCUGGUGGAUCCUUUACUAGCUGAAUAUGACGAAAUAGAAGCCAAGAGAAUGAUAAAAGUGGCUCUCUUAUGCACUCAAGGAUCUCCAACAGUUCGGCCACCAAUGUCACGCGUGGCCGGAAUGCUCGUUGGAGAUAUUGAAAUAGACAACGCAAGAUCGAAGCCAAGUUAUUUAACAGAUAUGGAUUACAGAGAUACCACUACUUUUAGUACUGUUGCUAGCUCUUUAAGUGAGGCGUACACUCCAUCCAUUUCGUUCAAGAGCAGUAGUUGUCUUAUGGCCAACUCUAUAUGAUCGAUGUCACCACAACUUGGAGUUUUUUCUUGGUGGUUCUUUAUGAUGAAGCUCUGUGAAUAAGACGUAGGGCCCUUGUGCAAGACAAUUAUAGAAGUAGAAGAUUGGGGAGAGACAAGAACAUGUCCUUAUUAGUGUUUAGGUGCUUCAAAUUCAUAUUAGUCACGUUUAUUGAUAUUUCUACCAACUAUACAAGUUUGAUUAAACUUUAUUUGAUGUGACAAUAUCUAUUAUGGUCGCUGUAAUUUUCAAAUUCGAGUCGCAUCAA